Messenger RNA from Elephantulus edwardii (Cape elephant shrew), 12765 nucleotides. It is a transcript of the gene PKHD1L1, whose product is annotated as polycystic kidney and hepatic disease 1 (autosomal recessive)-like 1. NCBI's taxonomy places the organism in Eukaryota, Metazoa, Chordata, Mammalia, Macroscelidea, Macroscelididae. The transcript is spliced from 78 exons. The record is from RefSeq and is a predicted model, not a curated record. The coding region runs from base 1 to 12765 and encodes 4254 amino acids.
AUGGGACACCUGUGGCUCUCGGGGGGCUGUGUCCUCUGGGGGCUGCUCCUGUGUGUCGCGGAGCCACGCACAGGUGGCUCUAAACAAAUCCCCAAAAUCACAGAAAUAAUUCCUAAAUAUGGCAGCAUCAGUGGAGCAACAAGACUGACCAUCAAAGGAGAAGGUUUUGCUCAAGCAAACCAGUUUAAUUAUGGGGCUCAAAAUGCUGAAUUGGGAAACAGUGUUCAGUUAGUUUCUUCGUUUCAUUCAUUUCCUUGUGAUGUGGAAAAAGAUGCAAGUCAUUCAACCCAUAUAACGUGUUACACUAGAGCAAUGCCAGAAGCUUCCUACACUGUAAGAGUCAGUGUGGAUGGGAUUCCUAUUACAGAAAAUAAUACCUGCAAAGGGAACAUCGAGAGCUGGGCAUGUAGCUUCAAUGUGAAAAGUUUCAGAACACCAACAAUAAGAAGCAUUACACCAUUAUCUGGAACACCAGGUACAUUAAUUACAAUUCAAGGGAGAAUCUUCACUGAUGUCUAUGGAAGUAACACUGCACUGAGCUCAAAUGGGAAAAAUGUUAGAAUUUUGAGAGUUUAUGUUGGAGGAAUGCCCUGUGAACUUCUCAUACCACAAUCUGAUUCUAUGUAUGGUCUAAAACUGGAGCAUCCACACGGAGAUUUGGGUUCUUUGAUUUGUAAAACAACUGGGACAUACAUUGGUCAUCACAACAUCAGCUUCAUCCUAGACAGUGACUAUGGAAGGAGUUUUCCCCAGAAAACCACAUAUUUUGUUUCUUCUCUCAAUAAAAUUUCAAUGUUUCAAACAUAUGCAGAGGUCACUAUGAUUUCACCUUCACAAGGAAGCGUGCAAGGCGGCACCACGCUAACGAUCAGUGGGCGGUUCUUUGAUCAAACCGACUUUCCAGUCAGAGUCUUAGUAGGAGGUCAUGCCUGUGAUAUACUAAAUGUCACAGAAAACAGUAUAUAUUGCAAGACACCACCCAGACCUCAUCUUCUCAGGAAUAUAUAUCCAGGUGGAAGAGGCCUCAAGCUAGAGGUGUGGAAUAAUAGCCGGCCGCUGCACCUUGAGGAGAUUCUUGAAUACAGUGAAAGGACGCCAGGAUACAUGGGUGCCAGUUGGGUGGACUCAGCCUCCUAUACGUGGCCUGUUGAACAGGACACGUUUGUGGCACGCCUUAGUGGGUUUCUGGUGCCUCCGGAUUCUGAUGUCUAUCGGUUCUACAUCAGAGGUGAUGACCGUUAUGCUGUUUAUUUGAGCCAGAGCGACAUUCCAGAUGAUAAGGUGAGCAUUGCUUAUCAUUCUGGAAAUGCCAACAGUUAUUUCUCCAAUCCAACACAAAGGUCAGAUGAGAUUCAUCUUCAGAAAGAAAAAAAGUACUACAUUGAAAUCUUGCUUCAGGAGUACAGACUAAGUGCUUUUGUUGACGUUGGGCUGUACCAGGCUGGGAAUGUCUACACUGAACAACAAACAGGAGAUGCAGUAAAUGAAGAACAAGUUAUUAAAUUCCAGUCAGCAAUCAUUCAGGAAGUACAGGUUGUAACAUUGGAAAACUGGGAAACAACUCAAGCAGCCAAUGAAGUUCAGAAGAUCACUGUAACCAGCCCUUGUGUAGAAGCUGGUUCGUGCUCCCGUUACAAGUACAAAUUAACCUAUAACAUGGAAGAAACUGUUUUGCUUCCUGCUGAUGCUUCUGACUUCAUGCUGCAAGCAGCCAUAAAUGACCUGUGGUCCAUAAAACCCGAUACAGUUCAAGUAAUAAGGACCCAAACCUCUGAGAGCUAUGUCUACAUCAUAACCUUUAUGUCAGCUAGAGGAGAUUUUGAUCUAUUUGGAUAUGAAAUACUUGAAGGAAAUAUCACACUGGAUAUUUCAGAACAAGUCAAAGGAAAACCCAACUUGGAGACUUUCACACUGAGUUGGGAUGGGAUUUCUUCUAAGCCUCUUACCCCAAGGUCAUCGGAAGCUGAAUUUCAGGUAGCAGUGGAAGAAAUGGUUAGCGCCAAAUGCCCACAGCAAAUUGCACAUCUUGAGGAAGGAUUUGCUGUGAAAUACUUCAAAGAUUAUGAAACUGACUUUAACCUGGAACAUAUUAAUAGAGGGCAGAAGACAGCUGAGACUGAUGCUUACUGUGGUCGUUACUCCCUGAAAAACCCAGCUGUUCUCUUUGAUUCAGCAGAUGUUAAACCAAACAGAUUUCCAUAUGGAGACAUUUCAUUAUUCCCUUAUAAUCAGUUAUGCUUAGCAUACAAAGGAUUCCUGGCAAAUCAUAUUGGUCUCAAAUUCCAUUACCAAGACAACAACAAGAACACUAGAAGCACAGAUGUACAACUCUCCUUUAACUUUGCCUCUGGAAGCAACUGGAUCUACACUUGCAUCGACCUUCUGGAUCUCAUACAAACCAAGUAUGCUGGGACCAACUUUUUUUUACAGAGGAUUAGUUUACAGCCAGCAUCUCAAUCGCAGUCCUUCUAUGUGGAUGUGGUAUACAUUGGCCAAAUAUCUACUAUCUCAACAUUGGAUGAAAUGCCAAAGAGAAGACCACCAGCAUUAGCAAGUAAAGGAAUAUUCUUAAGGCACUUUCAGGUGAAUCAGACAAAAAUAAGUGAGUCAGCUAUGGCCAGCCAGUAUUCUAUCACCAUGACUGUGUAUAACUGCAGCUACAAUAUUCCCAUGAUCAUUGCCAGCUUUGGACAGGUAAUCAGAAAUGAGACAGAGAAUGAGGUUGUUUACCGAGGAAAUAAUUGGCCAGGGGAUGCUCAGAUUCGUAUUCAAAGAAUUCAGGCAGCAUCUGCCCCUCUAAGUGGCAGCUUUGACAUUCAAGCUAAUGGACAUAUUCUCAAAGGCCUCCCCGCUGAUGUGUCAGCUGUGGAUUUACAGUUCGCUCUCCAGAGUCUGGGAGAAAUGGGACAAGUCUCAGUUACUCGAGAGGGAACUUGUGCUGGCUACUCAUGGAACAUCAAGUGGGAAAGCGUGUGUGGAAGGCAAAACAUUCUCCAGAUUAAUGAUUCAAAAAUUAUUGGAGAAAAGGUUAAUAUGACUGUUACAAGGAUAAAGGAAGGUGGCUUAUUCAGGCAACGUAUUCUUGGAGACCUACUUCGAACACCCAGCCCACAGCCACAGGUUGAAGUCUAUGUCAAUGGAAUUCCAUCUAAAUGUUCUGGUGACUGUGGGUUUACAUGGGAUCCUAUGAGUACUCCCCUAGUCUUGGCUAUAAACCCUUCUCAAGGGUCCUAUGAAGAAAGCACAAUUCUAACUAUAUCAGGCUCUGGAUUUUCUCCUAGUUCAGGUGUAUCAGUCUCAGUUGGGCCAAUAGCUUGUCCUCUUCACUCUGUUAAUGAAAAUGAGAUCAAAUGUCAGAUUCUGAAUGGAAGUGCCGGAUAUUUCCCAGUUGCUGUGUCCAUAGCUGAGGUGGGACUAGCAAGGAAUGCAGAGGAUAAAAUAUUCCACUUCACGUAUCGGAGUCACAUCUCACACAUCUGGCCUGCUUCGGGAAGCCUAGCAGGUGGUACUUUACUGACUCUGUCUGGAUUUGGCUUUAGUGAAAACUCAAAGGUAUUAGUUGACAAUGAAACCUGCAGUGUGCUUGAAGGGAACUUGAAUACCAUAACUUGCAGAACACCAAAAAGAAGUGAAGGUACGGUUGAUGUAUCCGUUAUUACCAAUGGAUUUCAAGCUACAGCAAAUAAUGCUUUUACUUAUAGUUGUUUACAGACUCCAGUUAUAACUGAUUUCAACCCCAAAGAACGGGCAAUACUAGGAGAUGUCAGUUUAAUGAUUAAGGGUUAUAAUUUUGGAAAUGAGCACACAGAAAUCAUGGUGUAUAUUGGCGGGAAAACCUGUCAAGUUCUUCACUGGAACUUCACUGAUAUUAGAUGCCUUUUACCCAAGUUGUCGCCUGGAAAACAUGAUGUCUACGUGGAAGUCAUAAACUGGGGCUUUGCAACAAAAAGAGACAAGAUACAUACUUCUAUACAAUAUAAUUUGGAAGUGACCAACAUAUUUCCACAGAGAGGGUCCUUAUAUGGUGGAACUGAAAUCACUUUAAUGGGUUUUGGAUUUAGCCCUAUACCAAGUGAGAACACUGUGCUUUUAGGUUCUUUUCCUUGCAAUGUGAUAUCAUCUACAGACAAAGUCAUAAAAUGUGUCCUUCAUUCAACAGGGAAUGUUUUCCGAGUUACUAACAAUGGACAAGAUUCAGAAUAUGGAUUAGGUUUUGCCUGGUUCCCGGCAGUCUUAAAUGUAUCCGUGGGUGACACAGUGACAUGGUAUUGGCAAGCAGAUCCCUUUCUGAGGGGAAUAGGUUACAGAGUUUUCUCAGUCUCAACUCCUGGAAGUAUAAUUUAUGAUGGCAAAGGAUUUACAAGUGGAAGGCAAAAAUCUGCAUCUGGUUCCUUUUCUUACCAGUUUACAUCACCUGGAUUUCAUUACUACAGCAGUGGGUAUGUUGAUGAUGCCCACUCCAUUUUCCUCCAAGGAGUCAUUAACGUUCGACCAGCUGAAACCAGGCAAAUGCCCGUGCACCUGUUCGUGGAUGGCACUGAGGCCACAUAUGCUCAGGGAAGACCUGAGGACCUACACUUCACUAGCUUUGAGGACGGCUGCCUGGCAACAGAACCCCUGUGUGGCCUGAGCACUUCAGGGCUUAACAAUUCAAAGGAAUUGCUCUUCGAGUUUGCUGAUUGUUUUUCACCUACUAUACACAGCAUUAGUCCAACCAUUGGAACAGUAAAUGACCUGAUAACAAUUACUGGACAUGGCUUCAGUAAUCUCACAUGUGCUAAUAAGGUUACUAUCGGUGGCUACCCCUGUGUUGUAGAAGAAAGUAAUGAAAAUGCCAUUAUGUGUCAUAUUGACCCUCAGAACUCCAUGGAUGUUGGCAUUAGGGAAGUUGUCACACUGUCUGUCUACAACCUGGGCACCGCAAUCAACAUACUGCCUAAAGAAUUUGAUAGACGGUUUGUGCUUCUACCAAACGUUGACAUGGUGCUGCCUGGUGCGGGAGCAACCACGGGCAUGACAAGGAUGACCAUAAUAGGUUCUGGAUUUGCAGUUUCUCCCUCCAGUGUAAAUAUCCUGGUAGGCCAUCUAUCAUGUGAAGUUCUAUCUGUGAACUACACGGCCAUUGAAUGUGAUACACCACCUGCCUCUGAACAGCUUGUGGAUGUAGAGCUUCGAAUCCAUGGCGUGCCUGCCCAGUGCCAGGGGAACUGCAGCUUUAUCUAUUUAGACAGCCUCACGCCCAUUGUGACAGUGGUCAGCCCACACAGUAUCAAUGGGUCUGCCCAGGUUCUGAUAGAAGGAGAAGGUUUGGGGACUAUCUUGGAGGACAUAGCCGUGGUCAUCGGAAAUCAACAGUGCAGGGUAAUCAGUGCCAAUGAAAAUAACAUCACUGUUCUUGUGAGGCCUCUCCCUGCUGGACUCCACUCCCUUCGUGUGGUGGUGCGAACUAAAGGCCUGGCUCUGGGAAACCUUACAGUCCACAGCCCUGCGGUAGCAUCUGUCUCACCAAGUUCUGGAAGCACUGGCGGUGGAACUACUUUAGUGAUCACUGGAAAUGGCUUCUAUCCAGGCCAAACCACCGUUAUGGUUGGAAAAGACCCUUGCAAAAUUAUUUCCAUCGGCUCCAGUGAAAUCUACUGCCUCACCCCGGCCGGGGACACUGCCAUGGUUGAUGUGAAGGUCUUCGUUGGUGCUGUUCCUUACCCACCUCUGUCAUUUACAUAUGCCUUGGAGGAUACUCCAUUUCUUGAAGAAAUUGCCCCAAGUAAAGGUCCACCAGGAACAGAAGUUCAGAUCACUGGGGUUAAUUUUGGUAUUGAUAUCUUGGACAUUUCAGUGAUGACCAAUAACGUUCAGUGUAACAUAACCAUGGUCAAUGAGAGCGUGCUGCAUUGCAUUGUUGGAUACCACGCUGGUGGCUCUGUCCCUGUUACGUUGCACCAUAAGACAAAAGGCUUUGCUGUGUCCACACUUGUAUUUGAAUACCCGUUGUCUGUUCAAAAUAUUCAUCCGAGCCAAGGGAGUUUUGGUGGUGGUCAAACCAUGACCGUGACAGGCACUGGGUUUAAUCCACAAAAUUCAGUUAUAUUAGUGUGUGACUCAGAAUGUGCAAUUGAUAGGCUUAGCUCUGAUUAUACAACCUUGAAAUGUAGAAUUCCACCUAAUAAUGGUAGGGGACCCGAGCAAGUGUGUGACGUGAGUGUGGUCAAUGGGAAAGAUUCUUCUAAGUCUCUGACUCCAUUUAUGUAUAAUAUAUCACUGACUCCACUCAUCACUGAAAUAUCUCCCAGAAGAGGCACUACAGCAGGGGGCACCAGACUUACAGUCGUGGGAUCAGGAUUCAGUGGAGAUAUUCAGGACGUGCAUGUCACCAUCGCUGAAGCGGAAUGUGAUGUUGUACACUCCAACAAGACACACAUCAUCUGCACGACAAACAGCCACACUGCUUCAGGAUGGGCUCCGGUUCAUGUUACCAUCAGAAACAUCGGCAUGGCCAAACUGGAUAAUGCUGAGUUCUUAUAUGUUGAUGCUUGGUCCUCCAACUUCUCCUGGGGAGGAAAAUCUCCGCCUGACGAAGGGUCACUUGUUGUUAUUACCAAAGGACAGAUAAUUUUGCUGGAUCAAAGCACCCCAGUUCUGAAAAUGCUGCUUAUUCAGGGUGGAACUCUAAUAUUUGAUGAAGCUGAUCUUGAACUUCAGGCAGAAAAUAUCCUAAUUACAGAUGGAGGCACUCUUCAGAUUGGAACAGAAGCAUCCCCAUUUAAACACAAGGCGAUCAUCACUUUGCAUGGGCACCUGCGAUCCCCUGAGCUCCCUGUUUAUGGCGCCAAAACACUGGCCGUGAGAGAGGGUGUCCUGGAUCUGCAUGGCCUGCCUGUGCCCGUGGUCUGGACGCGUUUGGCUCACACAGCCGAGGCCGGGGAGAGCACCUUGGUUUUACAAGAAGCUGUAACCUGGAAGGCAGGAGAUGACAUUGUCAUUGCAAGCACAGGACACAGACAUAGUCAACGAGAAAAUGAGAAAAGAACCAUUGCAUCUGUAUCUCCUGAUGGCAUGAACAUAACACUUGCCAACCCGCUCAACUACACACACUUAGGAAUCACUGUCUCGCUCCCCGACGGGACUGUGUUUGAAGCAAGAGCAGAAGUUGGAAUUCUCACAAGAAAUAUUUUAAUUAAAGGGUCUGAUAAUGUAGAGUGGAAUGAUAGAAUUCCAGCAUGCCCUGAUGGGUUCAACACAGGUGAAUUUGCUACACAGACAUGUCUUCAAGGAAAAUUUGGAGAAGAAAUAGGAAGUGACCAGUUUGGAGGCUGCAUUAUGUUUCAUGCUCCUGUACCUAGUGCUAAUAUGGUAACUGGAAGAAUAGAAUAUGUGGAGAUAUUCCACGUUGGCCAGGCUUUCCGACUGGGGCGCUAUCCAAUACACUGGCACCUGCUGGGAGACUUGCAUUUUCAGUCUUAUGUGAGAGGAUGUUCAAUCCACCAGACCUAUAACAGAGCUGUUACGAUCCAUAACACACAUCACCUUCUGAUUGAGAGAAAUAUCAUCUAUGAUAUCAAGGGAGGAGCAUUUUUUAUAGAAGAUGGUAUUGAACACGGCAAUAUCCUGCAGUACAACUUGGCUAUAUUUGUGCGGCAAAGUACUAGUCUUCUAAAUGAUGAUGUGACCCCAGCUGCGUUCUGGGUAACUAACCCCAACAACACUAUCAGGCACAACGCGGCUGCUGGUGGGACUCACUUUGGCUUUUGGUAUCGAAUGAACAACCACCCUGAUGGGCCCUCCUAUGACCGAAAUAUUUGCCAAAAAAGAGUUCCUCUUGGAGAAUUCUUCAACAACACUGUGCAUUCUCAAGGCUGGUUUGGACUGUGGAUAUUUGAAGAGUAUUUCCCCAUGGAAACUGGGGCUUGCACUUCUACAGUGCCAGUGCCUGCAAUAUUUCAUUCUCUCACUACUUGGAAUUGUCAGAAAGGAGCUGAGUGGGUCCACGGGGGUGCUCUUCAGUUCCAUAACUUUGUGGUGGUAAAUAAUUACGAGGCUGGAAUUGAAACCAAGAGGAUCCUGGCUCCUUAUGUUGGAGGCUGGGGUGAAGCCCAUGGGGCAGUGAUUAAAAAUGCCAAAAUCGUUGGUCAUCUUGAUGAACUACUACUGGGGCCUGCAUUUUGCACGAGGAAAGGCCUGCUUCUCCCAUUUAAUGCGGGCUUGACUGUGUCCUCUGUCCACUUUAUGAACUUUGACCGACCCAACUGUGCAGCUUUGGGAGUGACAUCCAUCACCGGUGUUUGUAACGACAGAUGUGGAGGCUGGAGUGCAAAAUUUAUUGGCAUCCAAUAUUUCAACACACCCAACAAGGCUGGGUUCCGAUGGGAACAUGAAAUGGUACUGAUUGAUGUUGAUGGCACACUUACAGGACACAGAGGACACACCGUCAUCCCACACAGCUCUUUACUGGACCCUUCUCACUGCUCUCAAGAACCCGAGUGGAGCAUUGGAUUCCCUGGAUCUGUCUGUGAUGCCUCAGUCAGCUUUCACCGGCUAGCAUUCAACAAACCCUCUCCAGCCUCUCUGCUGGAAAAGGACGUGGUCCUCUCAGGGUCUUUUGGCACAAGUAUCGUUCCUUUUCAGAAGAAACGGCUGACUCAUGCAUCUGGAUGGAUGGCUCUGAUUCCAAACGCAAAUCACAUCAACUGGUAUUUUAGGGGUGUAGAUCAUGUAACUAACAUUUCAUACACAUCAACCUUCUAUGGCUUUAAGAAAGAAGAUUAUGUGAUAAUAUCACAUAAUUUCACUCAAAAUCCUGAUAUGUUUAACAUUAUUGAUAUGAGGAAUGCCUCUUCAAACCCACUGAACUGGAAUACCAGUAGGAACGGAGACUGGCACCUUGAGGCAAACACGAGUACUCUUUAUUACCUUGUGUCUGGAAGAAAUGACCUUCAGCAGAAUCAGCCCAUUUCUGGGACACUGGAUCCUGAUGUGAAAGAUGUCACUAUUAACUUCCAAGCUUACUGCUGUGUUCUUCAGGAUUGCUUUCCUGUGCAGCCCUCAUCCAGAAAACCAGUUCCCCGGAGGCGACCAGCCACAUAUGUUUUAUGGUCAAAUGAUUCUUUUUGGCAAGCAUCUCGAGAAAAUAAUUAUACCAGACCUUACCAAGGGGCAAAUGUGGUUAUUCCUGAAGGAACAUGGAUUGUAGCAGACACAGACAUUCCCCCAAUAAAAAGACUCAUCAUUUGGGGAGUCCUAGAACUGGAAGAUAAAUAUAAUGUGGGAACUGCAGAGUCUUCCUACAGAAAAGUUGUUUUGAAUGCGACCUACAUAUCACUGCAGGGAGGUAGAUUAAUUGGUGGUUGGGAGGACAACCCUUUUAAAGGAGAACUACAGAUUGUACUUCGAGGAAAUCAUUCCACUCCGGAUUGGGCUCUACCAGGAGGACCGAAUCAAGGGUCAAAGGUCUUAGGGGUAUUUGGUGAGCUGGAUCUUCAUGGAAUCCCACGUUUAAUAUACAAAACAAAGCUUUCAGAAACUGCAGAGGCCGGUUCCAAAGUCCUGUCUCUGGUGGAUAAUGUGGACUGGCAGGAAGGAGAAGAGAUUGUGAUAACAACCACAAGCUACAGUCUCCAGCACACAGAAACCAGAAGGAUCGUGAAAAUCCUGCAUGACCACAAAAUUCUCAUCCUUAAUGACCCCCUCGCAUAUACUCACUUGGCUGAAAAAUUUGAGGUCCCUGAAACAAGUCAUAGCUACACCUUAGCAGCUGAUGUUGGGAUACUGAGUAGAAACAUCAAAAUAGUAGGUGAAGAUUACCCAGGUUGGGCCAAGGAAUCUUUUGGUGCACGCGUCCUUAUCAGCUCAUUUACUGAAAACAUGGUGACAUUUAGAGGAAAAGCAAGAAUAAGUAACGUUGAAUUUUAUCACAGUGGUCAAGAAGGCUUCAGGGAUAGCACAGACCCAAGAUAUGCUGUGACAUUUCUUAACCUAGGACAGGCUGAAGAACACAACUCAUCGUAUAUUCGAGGCUGUGCUUUCCACCAUGGCUUUGCCCCAGCAAUUGGUGUGUUUGGGACUAAUGGAUUGGACAUAGAUGACAACAUCAUAUACUUUACAGUGGGAGAAGGAAUAAGAAUAUGGGGUGAUGCCAACAGAGUUAGAGGGAAUUUGGUUUCACUUUCGGUUUGGCCAGGAACCUAUCAGAACAGAAAAGAUUCAAGUUCAACUCUCUGGCAUGCUGCCAUUGAGAUCAACAGAGGGACCAAUACAGUCUUACAGAAUAACGUGGUUGCUGGGUUUGGAAGAGCAGGAUACCGCAUUGACGGUGAACCUUGUUCAAGCCCGUCAAGUCCCAUGGAAAAGUGGUUUGGCAAUGAAGCUCAUGGAGGUUUGUAUGGUGUCUAUAUGAACCAAGACGGCCUUCCUGGAUGCUCUCUUAUUCAGGGAUUUACCAUCUGGACAUGCUGGGAUUAUGGUAUUUAUUUUCAGACCUCAGAGAGUGUACACAUCUAUAAUGUGACCCUAGUUGACAAUGGAAUGGCCAUUUUUCCAAUAAUUUAUCUGCCGACUGCUGUGUCUCACAAAAUUUCCAGUAAAAAAGUACAAGUUAAGACAUCAUUAAUUGUUGGGAGCAGCCCUGCAUUUAAUUGCUCAGACGUCCUGACAAAUGAUGACAUGAACAUUGAGCUUACUGCUGCCCAUCGAAGUACAAGGCCUCUAUCAGGUGGGAGAAGUGGGAUUUGCUGGCCAACUUUUGCUUCAGCACACAACAUGGCACCCCGAAAACCCCAUGCGGGGAUCAUGAGUUACAAUGCAAUCAGCGGUCUUAUGGAGAUCACAGGUUUAACUUUUGUUGGAUUUAAGAAUAUUUGUUCAGGUGAAACGAAUGUAAUAUUCAUUACUAACCCUUUAAAUGAGGACUUACAACAUCCAAUUCAUGUGAAGACCAUACAGCUGGUUGAUACUACUGAACAAUCAAAAAUAUUUAUACAUCGGCCUGAUAUAAGUAAAGUGAACCCCUCUGAUUGUGUGGACAUGGUUUGUGAUGCCAAAAGGAAAUCUUUGCUUAGAGACAUGGAUGGCUCCUUUCUGGGGAGCUCUGGUUCAGUGAUUCCUCAGGCUGAAUAUGAAUGGAAUGGAAACAGUCAACUUGGACUCGGAGAUUACAGAAUUCCCAAAGUAAUGCUCACAUUCCCUAAUGGAAGUAGAAUUCCUGUUACUGACAAAGCCCCUUACAAAGGAAUUGUUAGAGAUGCUACCUGUAAAUACAUUCCAGAGUGGCAAAGCUAUCGCUGCCUGGGGAUGGAGUAUGCAAUGAUGGUGAUUGAAAGCCUAGAUUCUGACUCAGAAACACGAAGGCUCUCACCAGUGGCUAUAGUGAGUGAUGGCUAUGUUGAUCUCAUUAACGGCCCGCAGGAUCAUGGCUGGUGUGCUGGAUACACAUGCCAGAGAAGACUCUCACUGUUUCAUAGCAUCGUCGCUCUGAACAAGUCCUAUGAAAUUUACUUUACUGGCACCAGCCCUCAGAAUCUCCGACUGAUGUUACUUAAUGUUGACCAAAACAAGGCUAUUCGAGUGGGAGUGUUUUUUUCUACAAGUCAGCGUUUGGAUGUCUAUGUGAACAAUUCAUUGGUUUGUCCCAAAAAUACAGUGUGGAACUCCCAUCAAAAACAGUGUGAGCUAAUCAGGCAUCUAUACGCAGAACAAUUUCUUCCUUCUCUGAAUUCCACUGUCCUUGGGGAAAAUUAUUUCAACAGAACCUACCAGAUGCUUUACCUGUUGGUUAAGGGAACUAUACCUGUUGAAAUCCACACUACUGCGGUCAUAUUCAUUUCUUUUGAACUGCCAGCUGUAACAGAAGAUGACUUUUAUAGUUCCCAUAAUCUGGUUCAAAAUCUCGCCUUGUUCCUAAGGAUACCAAGUGACAAAAUCCGUAUCAGCAACAUAAUACAAGGGGAGAGUCUGCGGAGAAAGAGAUCAACAGGACUCACAGUUGAAUUAGAAAUCGGAGAUCCUCCCACUCAGUUCAUGAUUAAUGACACCACUGAUGACAUGCAGCUAUCUGAACUCCUAGAAGUUGCCAAUUCUCUUGGACAAGCUGUAAUCUUAGGAAAAAUCAGUAAUGUCCUUGGAGUUAAUAUCUCUUCCAUGUUUAUUACUAAUCCUAUUCCCAGUCCAAGUGACUCUGACUGGGAGAAGGUGACUACCCAGCCAGUUGAACGGUCUGCAUUUCCUGUCCAUCAUGUGGCACCUGUGGCCUCACUCGCAGUGGUCACACAGCCAGUGGCAGCCCAGCCAGGACAGCCAUUUUCCCAGCAGCCCUCAGUAAAGGCAGUCGAUUCUGAGGGUAACUGUGUAUCAGUUGGAAUUACUUCACUCACUUUGAAGGCCAUACUAAAAGACUCCAGUAAUAACCAAAUCAAUGGUUUGGGUGGAAAUACAACAAUCCCAUUUAGCAACUGUUGGGCCAACUACACAGACCUUACUAUCAUUAGAAAUGGGAAAACCUAUACUCUUGAAUUCAUCCUGGCUGGUGUUGCUCGGGCUGAGUCAGGGGCGUUCAGUCUGCUAACGCAGACUGUCUCCAGCAGCGGCAGCGGCAGCGGUGGCAGCAGCAGUAGCAGCAGCAGCAGCAGCAGCAGCAGCAGCAGCAAAGCAUCAACUGUGGGUCCAGAUGCCCACAUGACUACAGUAAUUAGCUGCCUCAUUGGUCGAGUGCUGCUCUUGGAAAUAUUUAUGGCUGCAGUUUUGAUUUUAAAUGAAGUCACUAAUGUGCUUUACUGA